Messenger RNA from Oncorhynchus mykiss (rainbow trout), 7169 nucleotides. RefSeq lists its product as uncharacterized. Lineage: Eukaryota; Metazoa; Chordata; Actinopteri; Salmoniformes; Salmonidae. Gene Ontology annotation, molecular function: microtubule binding; actin filament binding. Gene Ontology annotation, biological process: cortical actin cytoskeleton organization; actin nucleation. Gene Ontology annotation, cellular component: actin filament; cytoplasm; cytoskeleton. The record is from RefSeq and is a predicted model, not a curated record.
UGUGCUGUGGUCUGGGUGGAUACCAGAGUAUAACUCCAAAACGGAACUCUCAGGGCGUGGUCAGUCACAGUCUGAUACCGUCGUGCUACUGCUGAGCCUGAGUGUCUUCAGUAAGGAGAGAAGAAGAAGCUGGAUAGUUGGAGGGGGAAGAGGUCUGCUGCAGUCUAAGGCAGAAGCAGAUUGUCUUUGGUGAACAGGGAAGGAGAGGCUGGAUAGUUGGAGGAGAAGAGGUCUGCUGCAGUCUAAGGCAGAAGCAGAUUGUCUUUGGUGAACAGGGAAGGAGAGGCUGGAUAGUUGGAGGAGAAGAGGACCAGACCAAAAGAUGACCUGCUUUUACUUAUUAUGUUUCUAGAGGAUGUAAGAUAACGACAGAAGACAGGGGGAUCUGAACAGAAGACAGGGGGAUCUGAACAGAAGAACUGAACAGAAGACAGAGGGAUCUGAACAGAAGAACUGAACAGAAGACAGAGGGAUCUGAACAGAAGAACUGAACAGAAGACAGAGGGAUCUGAACAGAAGACAGGGGGAUCUGAACAGAAGAACUGAACAGAAGACAGGGGGAUCUGAACAGAAGAACUGAACAGAAGACAGAGGGAUCUGAACAGAAGACAGAGGGAUCUGAACAGAAGACCUGAACAGAAGACAGGGGGAUCUGAACAGAAGACAGGGGGAUCUGAACAGAAGAACUGAACAGAAGACAGAGGGAUCUGAACAGAAGACAGGGGGAUCUGAACAGAAGACAGGGGGAUCUGAACAGAAGAACUGAACAGAAGACAGAGGGAUCUGAACAGAAGAACUGAACAGAAGACAGAGGGAUCUGAACAGAAGACAGAGGGAUCUGAACAGAAGACCUGAACAGAAGACAGGGGGAUCUGAACGGAAGACAGGGGGAUCUGAACAGAAGACCUGAACAGAAGACAGGGGGAUCUGAACAGAAGACAGAGGGAUCUGAACAGAAGACAGAGGGAUCUGAACAGAAGAGGGAUCUGAACAGAAGACAGGGGGAUCUGAACAGACGACAGGGGGAUCUGAAUAGAGAAGUAGAAUAUAAGACUGGUGAAUAAUAGAGCUCAACUCUUUUUGAAGCAUUGCCUUUUUUUCCAGUACUUUUAGAAUGUGUUGUAAAAAGUACUGGUAACAAACUCACUGCAUGACUCACUGCUUGACGAAAUGCUUUUUCUGGUUACUUUUUCCAUGCGAAUGUUUCUUCCCCACAAAAUAUUUUAGAGCUCUGGCAUGUGGUAUCCCCAUUAAAACCCUUCAACGUUUGGAGGAUCUAUCAAAGAUUAUAAAUACUCAAACUUCCAUCAACUGUUACAGCGGCUACAAAAAGAGGUUUUAAUUUGAGAUGCCCUUUUCUUAUUUGUCAAGUUAUUGUCCUUUGGAGCAGAGGCAGGGUGUGUUUCUUCAGGUGUAUAGAUGUAUUAUUUCCCAUCAACACUGAAUGGCCAUGUUGUUUUGGACUAACACAGCAUUACCUGGAUUGGAGACAAAUGAAAGUACAUGAAGGAAAAAAGUACAUGAGGAACAUGGACUCAGAAAAGGAAGAUAAUGCAAACAGCAACUGUCUUGUCCAACCAGAAGACAUCAUUUCAGAGUCUCAUUUGGGUACAUAUGGUGAGUCAACAGACCAAUCAGAUGACUGCAUUUCAGAAAGGCUGUUCCACUUACAAGGAUAUGGUGGGUCAACUGACCCUGUUGAACAGAGAGUGAUGAUAGACAAACAUAGGAACAGUGUGUCAUCAGAGGACUGCAGUAUGGAGGAGCCUAUAGACACACAGAAUACCACAGACAGAGCCAAUCAGGACAUGACAACUGACUGUCCCAGCACAGACAAGUUGGAAUCAACAGACCAGUAUAGUCAUUGUGUGUCAACAAAUAACCGUCAUCAAGAUAGGGUCGCAAACAAUCAUGAUAAAGACAAAGUCAAGGAGAUGAAGCACACAGAGGCGUCGACAGACAACUACAACAGGCUGGCCUGGUUAACAGACAGUGAAACCAAUCCAAGAGCCAGAAGUUAUCAGGAAAUAUUUACAUAUGAUAACCACAGCCAAGACUCACCUGCUGACAGCAAAGACUUACCUGCUGCUGAUGUUGUAGACAGAGACCUUGCUAACCCCUCUGCAGUAAUGGCUGGGGAACCUGCUACUAGUACACCACUACCUUCAAACACCAGAAAACUGGUGAUAACCAUGACCAGGACUGAGCCUAUAUCUGAUGACCGGCAGCAUACAGCCUCUGAAACUGAGAGCCUGUUAGAGGCUGGAGAGGCUGAAACCGAGAGACUGUUAGAAGCUGGAGAGGCUGAAACUGAGAGCCUAUUACAGGCUGGGGAGACUGUUAAUGCACUGGUUGAGGAACUUCCUCACGCAUCUGCUCCUGUGUCUGAGAUCACAGCCCAUUCUACAGCCCAGUCCUCUCAGCCCUGUAGUACCCAGGAUGGAGCCCCAACCCCAACACCAGCCAGUCCCCAGGAUGGAGCCCCAACCACAGCACCAGCCAGUCCCCAGGAUGGAGCCCCAACCCCAGCACCAGCCAGUCCCCAGGAUGGAGCCCCAACCCCAGCACCAGCCAGUCCCCAGGAUGGAGCCCCAACCCCAGCACCAGCCAGUCCCCAGGAUGGAGCCCCAACCCCAGCACCAGCCAGACCCCAGGAUGGAGUCCCAACCCCAGCACCAGCCAGUCCCCAGGAUGGAGCCCCAACCCCAGCACCAGCCAGUCCCCAGGAUGGAGCCCCAACCCCAGCACCAGCCAGUCCCCAGGAUGGAGCCCCAACCCAAGCACCAGCCAGUCCCCAGGAUGGAGCCCCAACCCCAGCACCAGCCAGUACCCAGGAUGGAGCGCCAACUCCAGCACCAGCCAGUCCCCAGAAUGGAGCCCCAACCCCAGCACCAGCCAGUACCCAGGAUGGAGCCCCAACCCCAGCACCAGCCAGUACCCAGGAUGGAGCCCCAACCCCAGCACCAGCCAGUACCCAGGAAGGAGCCCCAACCCCAGCACCAGCCAGUCCCCAGGAUGGAGCCCCAACCCCAGCACCAGCCAGUACCCAGGAUGGAGUUCCAAACCCAGCACCAGCCAGUCGCCAGGAUGGAGUCCCAAACCCAGCACCAGCCAGUACCCAGGAUGGAGCCCCAAUCCCAGCACCAGCCAGUACCCAGGAUGGAGUCCCAACCCCAGCACCAGCCAGUACCCAGGAAGGAGCCCCAACCCCAGCACCAGCCAGUCCCCAGGAUGGAGCCCCAACCCCAGCACCAGCCAGUCCCCAGGAUGGAGUCCCAACCCCAGCACCAGCCAGUCCCCAGGAUGGAGCCCCAACCCCAGCACCAGCCAGUCCCCAGGAUGGAGCCCCAACCCAAGCACCAGCCAGUCCCCAGGAUGGAUCCCCAACCCCAGCACCAGCCAGUACCCAGGAUGGAGCGCCAACUCCAGCACCAGCCAGUCCCCAGGAUGGAGCCCCAACCCCAGCACCAGCCAGUACCCAGGAUGGAGCCCCAACCCCAGCACCAGCCAGUACCCAGGAUGGAGCCCCAACCCCAGCACCAGCCAGUACCCAGGAUGGAGCCCCAACCCCAGCACCAGCCAGUCGCCAGGAUGGAGUCCCAAACCCAGCACCAGCCAGUCGCCAGGAUGGAGUCCCAAACCCAGCACCAGCCAGUACCCAGGAUGGAGCCCCAAUCCCAGCACCAGCCAGUACCCAGGAUGGAGUCCCAACCCCAGCACCAGCCAGUACCCAGGAAGGAGCCCCAACCCCAGCACCAGCCAGUCCCCAGGAUGGAGCCCCAACCCCAGCACCAGCCAGUCCCCAGGAUGGAGCCCCAACCCCAGCACCAGCCAGUCCCCAUGAUGGAGCCCCAACCCCAGCACCAGCCAGUACCCAGGAUGGAGCCCCAACCCCAGCAGCAGCCAGUACCCAGGAUGGAGCCCCAACCCCAGCACCAGCCAGUACCCAGGAUGGAGCCCCAACCCCAGCAGCAGCCAGUACCCAGGAUGGAGCCCCAACCCCAGCACCAGCCAGUCCCCAAGAUGGUCUCCUUGCCUUAACCACAGGUCCAACCAGUGGCCCUCCCUCUGGCACUACCUCCACCAGAACCACCUUCUCCCCCGGUUCCCCAGUGGACAAGCCCCUCCAAUUCCCUGCCUUGUUCAGUGGUCUGAGGAUCCCAAAGAAAAGGGCGACAGGGCCGGAUCAGGACAUAGUGGGUAAGAUCAAAACACCAGCCCCAGCAGGCCUGAGUGUGGACAAGCUUGUGAGGAGAAAGCUGAAGACAGUUCGCAAGAGGCAGGGGAGCUUCUUGGACCAGCUCUCCCAGUUCCUGAACCUGGAGAAGGAUGUCAACAGUAAGACAGAGGAGUUUACAGGAGAGGACAGGAGGGAGAUUACAGGAAAGGAGAGGAAGGAGUCUACAGGAGAGGACAGGAGGGUGGUUACAGGAAAGGAGAGGAAGGAGUCUACAGAAGAGGAGAGGAGGGAGUCUAUAGGAGAGGAGAGGAAGGAGUCUACAGAAGAGGAGAGGAGGGAGUCUUCAGGAGAGGACAGGAGGGAGUCAGAGCCCUCAGACGAGACCAAAGGAGUCAGAGUUGAACCUGAGGAUGGGAUGGAGGAGAAGGAGAAGACAGAACAGGAAGAGGGAGGUAAACGGCAGAAAACAGGAGAGGAGAAAAAGACAGACCAGGACACAGAGAAAGAGAAGACUGAAGUUCUGUCUGUGAUAGAGCCUCCGGAAUCUUCAGAACCUUCACAGACUCUAGAACUCUCAGAACCUUUAGAACCUCAGAAGCCUCCUCCCACCAGUGCGGAGGUGGCGUUCGAUGCCUUCAAGGCCUUCUUCAUCCCCAGGCCCCUGAGGAGAGAGGGAGACAGGGGGGACCAGGAGGCAAAGAGGAAGGCCUGGAUCUUUGAGAGAACCUCCAAGACUCCUGAAAAUAAAAACCUCACUGACUCAAAAUUGGAGACAUCGAUCUCAGGUGAUGGAGAGGACCGGUCCACCCCAGGCCGUCUGCAGGCCAUCUGGCCCCCGACUAAGGAGGAGAAGGUUGGACUGAAAUACACAGAAGCAGAACACCAGGCAGCCCUCCUGCAGCUGAAGAGAGAAUGCAACGAGGAGGUGAAGAAGAUACAGGAGGACUAUGGGAAGCAGCUGUGCCAGCUGAGAGGGGACAACGAAGAGUGUGUAUCCCAUCUGGAGGUCACCUUGGCCAGGCUCCAAAGUGACUUGGCCCUGGGUGCCCACCACCGCCGUGGAGACCUCCGAGACGUGGCCGUAUCCACGGGAGAUGACCUAUCAUCCCGGGCUUUCCGCACCGUGUGCAUCCAGACGGACCCCAUGACCUUCCCCCAACCCCCCCUCAACUUGCCUAAGAGACUGGACCUGGUUUCUAUCAGUUUAAAUCUGUCUGGACAGGCUACCUCUCCCUCUUCUUCCCCCGUUCAUCUCCCUCCACCUCCUGCUCCUCCACUCCCACUAUCCGAACCACCUGCACCUCAUGAAGGCUUAUUAUCAGGCAACCUAGCCCCACCUCCCCCUCCUCUUCCUCCUCCUCCUCCUCCUCCUCCUCCUCUUCCUUUCCUUCCUGCUCUAACCCAGACCCAGGGACACGACGGGCCCCCUCCAUCUCUUCCACCCCCUCCACCAGGGUCCGCCCCUCCACCUCCACCCCCUCCACCAGGCUGUGGCCCCCCACCACCUCCCCCUCCAGGGUGUCUGACCUUCAGUACCAUGUUAGAUAAACCCCCCAGGAAGCCGGCUGUGCAACCAGCCUGCCCCAUGAAACCUCUCUACUGGACCAGGAUACAGACACAGGACAACAAUAAAAACACACUGUGGAACUCUCUUGAGGAACCAGACAUCAUCAACACCACAGAGUUUGAAGACCUGUUCUCCAAGACCACCGUACAGACCAAGAGAAAACCUCUGGCAGAGGCCUAUGAGAAGAAAUCCAAGGCCAAGAAGAUCAUGAAGCUGCUGGAUGGGAAGCGUUCCCAGGCCGUAGGGAUACUCAUCUCUAGUCUGCACCUGGCGAUGAAGGACAUACAGGAAGCUGUGCUGAAUGUGGACAACUCCGUAGUGGACGUGGAAACCAUCCAGGCUUUAUACGAAAACAGAGCCCAGCCUGAUGAGCUGCAGCGGAUAAAGAAACACUGCCAAACGUCAGAGGAGGAGCAGGUCAAGCUGCUGGACAAACCUGAACAGUUCCUGUUUGAGUUAUCUCAGAUACCAGACUUUCCAGACAGGGCUUCAUGUAUCAUCUUCCAGUCUGUCUUCAUAGACGCCAUCGACUCCAUUCAGCACAAGUUGGACAUCGUCUCUCGCGUCUGCAAGGAUCUGAUGGACACCUGCAGUGUGAGGGAGGUGAUGGGUCUGAUUCUAGCCCUGGGGAACCACAUGAACGGGGGCAACAGGACCAGAGGACAGGCAGACGGCUUCGGACUGGAGAUCCUGCCCAAACUAAAGGACGUCAAGAGCAGGGACAAUCGUAUCAGUCUGGUUGACUAUGUCACAUCGUACUAUCUCCGCAACCUGGACGAGAACGCUGGAACAGAGAAAAGUGUAUUCCCUCUCCCUGAGCCUCAGGAUGUGUUCCUGGCUGCCCAGGUCAAGUUUGAAGACAUCACCAAGGACCUGAGACAGCUGAGACGAGACCUGACAGUGUGUGAGAAAGGGGUUCAGAAGGUGUGUUCCAGCUCUCCAGAAGAACACCUCCAGCCGUUUAAGGACAAAAUGGAGUCGUUUGUUCUGAUUGCGAGUAAGGAACAAGAUGAAGUGCAUGCCCAGUUGAUGUUUGCACAAAAAAGCUUCCACGAGCUGGUGACGUUCUUAGGGCUGAAGCCCAAGACAGGAGAGACCGAGGUGGCGACAGGUCACUUCUUCAUGCUGUGGUUUGAGUUCUGUACCGACUUCAAGACCAGGUGGAAGAGAGAGAACAAGAAUAUAUCCAAAGAGAGGCUGAAAGAGGCUCAGCUGUCGGUGAAGAAGAUUACAGCAGACAAGAAGGUGGAGACUAGGAAGAUCAACCCUAACAGUCUGAAAGACAGGCUACGCCAGAAGGAAGCUAGCAUGGUGGCCACAAGCUGAGAGACAGAACAGGAGAGAGAAGAUAUUCAUGAGAAAACUGAUGAGUUGGUUUGUGAGGUAAGUGGGGACUUCUCCCACCCCUUUAGCCACCCACAC